UUGAUAAGUAAACAGAGCAAACUGAGGUGCACAAGAUUAUGGAAGUUGUGAAAGUCAAGGAAGAGGAUAAUUCCAUCGAUUUAUCCAUUGUGAAGGAAGAAUACUGCAUUCAGGAAGUGGAGAAUUCAUGGAUGAAAAGCGAACUUGAAGAUGCUGAUUUCCCUGAUGUUAAGAAUGUUAAACAGGAGGAAAUUCACAAAUCCCAGUCAGAUAAGACGAAGACAAGGAGCACACACAAGUGUCCUUACUGUCAGACGCUCUUCACAUCUCCGCAUGCCAGGAAUCACCACAUCAAGACGUGCGUCUUGGCGCAGCAUCGGAAAUUGAGUUGUUCUGCGGAGAAGAAAUUCGGCUACUCGCCAGAGAUGAUGCGAGUGGCUUUGAAAGCCAUCGACGAUGGGAUGCCCGUGACGACGGCUGCCAAGCACUUCCAGAUUCCUCGCUCGACUCUGCGCAACAAGAUCACCGGCAAAUCCCCGAUGGAGACUCCCGGACACAGAGGCUAUCACAGCGCUCUGGGCAGGGAGACAGAGGAUGAGAUCGUGCGAUGGGUGCUCUCUGUCGCCAGCGCAGGAUUCCCAGUCACCAAAGAUGGUCUGCAGACGACAGCGGAGAAGAUCAUCCUCAGCGGCUCAGUGUUCAAACCGGAUGAAUUCAAGAACACCAGACCGUCGAAGAGAUGGUUUUACAGUUUCCUACAAAGGCAUCCGGAAGUGGGCCAGAAAAGGGCGGAAUACGCCAAGAGGGCGCGAUGGAGUGCGUCUCAGAGGAAGCUCAAAAAGUGGUUCGGCGAUGUCGAAGGACAAUUGGGUGAAAAUGCGGAUGUCUUGCGCCAUCCGGAGAGAAUCUUCUGUCUGGACGAUUUUCCUAUCUGUCUUGCGCCCACGGGAAAAUUAAUCAUCUCCUCGACGAAUCGCAAUGUUUUUGUGGAAUCUUCCAAGUGUGACAAAGACAUUAUCACGACUCUGUUCGUCGUGAGAGCGACUGGUGAAUUUGCUCCUCCGCUGACGGUCUUUAAGAGUGAAGAAAUGCCAUCCGAAGCUGAGAAGUUUGCUCCUCUAAACUGGCGGAUUGGAAGCACGGAAUCCGGCUUGAUGCAGGCAUCGGCAUUCUAUGAGUACAUGGAGAAGGAUUUCCUGCCAUUUCUGCACCAAGAGGAAAUCGGGAAGCCUGUUGUGGUGUUCCUGGACGGCAGAAAUUCUCAUCUCACCAUGCAUUUGAGCAAAUUGUGCAGUGACUGCGGAAUAAUCCUUAUUGCGCUCUGUCCGAAUGCGACAGAUUUGCUGCAGCCUCUCGAUGGGGCAGUUUUCCAGCCACUUAAAUCCACCUGGCGCAGUCUCAAGAGGGAAUGGAGAGCCACUCAUGGUCGGGAAGUUGGCAAAUUUGAUAUCCCGGAUCUUCUUAACACUUUCAUCUCAGACAAUCAAAUAUCUAGUGAUGUGAGAUCAGGAUUUGUAACGACAGGGCUCUUUCCUUUCGACUCCAACGCUGUGGAUUACUCUAAAGUCCCUAAAAUCACACAGAAGAGCGGCUUUUCAGACGAUCAGGCUGAUUUGCCCGAACAGAACUUCAGCGAGGAAGACAUUCAGAGGAUUAAAACUUACGUAGAAUCGAAGAUUGAUCCUAAUAUCGUGAGCAGAUUUGAGAAUACACGAAAAAAUGGUCAAGAAUGGAGUGGAGAAGCUAAUAAGGAAGCGCUUUUCAGAUUGUGGAACGACAUAGUCAACGAUUUGGAAGGAUUUUCCUCGAGAAAAUCUCCCUUAAGAGACCAAAAAGUAGUGGAAAAUUCCCUCAAAGAGGACGUUCGAUGGCCAAAUGAGGCGAAAAAGCGGAAAAUGGAACAAGUUUCCUAAUUUACAAAUCAAUAAAUAUUCUGAAA
Molecule: messenger RNA, 1879 nt
Organism: Phlebotomus argentipes
Lineage: Eukaryota; Metazoa; Arthropoda; Insecta; Diptera; Psychodidae
Exons: 2
Coding region: 39-1853 (604 amino acids)
Cellular component (GO): nucleus
Molecular function (GO): DNA binding
Source: RefSeq, a predicted model, not a curated record